This is a messenger RNA of Meloidogyne enterolobii, 447 nucleotides long. Lineage: Eukaryota; Metazoa; Nematoda; Chromadorea; Rhabditida; Meloidogynidae. The record is from the annotation of a GenBank genome assembly.
AUGAGUACACAUUCUCAAAGCAAUGGCGAAAGUAUUAGCAUUGUUGAUGGAGAUGAGGCAUUAAAAUCUCAAGGAGGCGUGGAUGUUACUGAAGAUAAAUUGGUUUCAAUUAGUUCUGUCAGCUCUUCAGCCGAUGAUCGAAGUGUCGGAAAUAGUACUGAUGAAGAUGUUCAAGACAAUGCUGACUUGGAAGAGCGCGAAGAAUUGUUGGCUACUGGUGAUGAGCUUCAAGAGACUGAUGUGGAAUUGAUUGAUUCUGGUAAUGAAGUUUCUCUGUUAGAUGAGAAACAUGAGGCUGCCCGUGGACGAGCUAUUUCUCGACUUAUUGGAUUUAGUUUGGUUUUGAUCAUUGUGCCGUUAACUGCGAUGUACUUGUCAUAUCGAUUUAUUUUUACUGGUAGUUUUUAUAAAAAGAUUAUUUUUAUUAUCUUGUUAACGGGUAUUUAA